CCCCGUCCGUGGAGCUGUUAAACCUGAUGAUGGAGAACUUUACGGCUGUCGGAGCAUCGACCACAGAGACAGAAGGUAUCCAUCUGAACUGCAGCAUGUCCGGGAGGCACAACUUCAUCUUCACCCUGAUCCCGGUAGUGUAUGGCUGUAACUUUGUCAUCGGCAUGGUGGGGAACAGCAUGGUGGUGGCGGUCAUCUACCGUUACAUGAAGCUGAAGACAGUGGCCAACGUGUUCGUCCUCAACCUAGCCAUCUCAGACCUUACCUUCCUGAUCACCCUGCCCAUGUGGGCCACCUUCACAGCCACAGGCUACCAGUGGCCCUUCGGUGGGUUCCUGUGUAAGGCCAGCGCUGGCCUGGUUAUGUUCAACCUCUACAGCUCCAUCUUCUUCCUCACCGCGCUCAGCAUCGACCGCUACCUGGCCAUCGUCCACCCGGUGAGGUCGCGGCAGCGCCGUACUGUGCUCUACGCCCGUAUCACCUGCGUCCUGGUUUGGCUCUUCGCCCUCCUGCUGUCCGUCCCCACGGCCCUGACCAGAGACCUGAUGCACAUCACCAACUACAACAUCACCACGUGUGGCGUGCUGCACCCCGAGGGCUCCAGGCACCUCCUCCUCAUCAUCAGCCUGAUGAAGAGCAUCCUGGGGUUCCUGGUUCCCUUCCUCAUUAUCAUAUCAUGCUACUGCCUGAUUGGUCAAGCCCUGGUCAGGGCGAGGAGCAUCCAGAAGACCACCCGGUCGAGAGACGAUGAGGUGUUGAGGAUGCUGGCGGCGGCUGUCCUGGCCUUCUUCCUGUGUUGGAUGCCUCACCAGGUAUUCCACUUCAUGGAGCUCCUGGCCCAGCUAAAGGUUAUAACUAACUGUGUGAUGGUGGACGUCAUCGACACGGCCAUGCCCUUCACCAUCUGCAUCGCAUUUCUCAACAGCUGUGUCAACCCCAUCCUCUACGGCUUCGUGGGACAGAACUUCAGGAAGAACCUGGUCCUACUGCUCCGCUGCUCCCCCGCUGGCCUGGCUGGGACACAUCCCUCCAUCAUCUCUAAGAUGUCCACCCUGUCCUACCGCCCCUCUGAGGCCCUGCACCUCACCAACAAGAACAAUGUCUGAUGUGAGGAGGGAAGGAGUGUGUAGCUGUGUAAUUCCUUGGCUCUUCUGGUUGUGUCAAGUGAGGAGUAUGAAGGAAUACACAUUGUGGAUGCCUCCCAAAUGGCCCCCUAGUCCCUAUAUAGUGCUCUUUGGGCCCUGGUCAAAAGUAGUGCACUAUAUAGGGAAUAGGGUGCAAUUUGGUACACAUCCCCAACUGUUAUACCAAGCACUGAACCGUGGUUAGAAGUUGUACCGUAGAACUGUAGAGAAAUACAGGCAGAACAUGGCUAUUAAAUACUGAGGGAAUGUUCCUUUGUGUCUGAAUCAUAUGAGUUGAGUCCAUGAGACAGAUUCCUUCACUGCCUUGUACAACAUACAGCAGAUGUGCAUGGUUAGCUAACAGAUGUCAUUGUAAUGCAGCUUUAGAACAAAACAGCUGCGUUAUUUCUGUUUAAAUACUGAUGUGAAAUACUAUUACUGUACUUUGGUAUUCGUGUUUUUUUUGUUGUCACACAGGUACAUAGAUAUGUAAGCAGGAGGAUACAUACAGUAUUUAUACUGCACAUUCAGUAAAUGUUAGCUUUGAAUAUACUGUAGCUGAGAUUAAAGUGAUGAGUGAGAAAGUUACUGAUGCAGAAAUAUCAUACCUCUCACCAUUACAAUAACAGGGGAGGUUAGCAUUUUA
Molecule: messenger RNA, 1770 nt
Organism: Oncorhynchus tshawytscha (Chinook salmon)
Lineage: Eukaryota; Metazoa; Chordata; Actinopteri; Salmoniformes; Salmonidae
Product: type-1 angiotensin II receptor-like
Exons: 4
Coding region: 27-1106 (359 amino acids)
Biological process (GO): immune response; regulation of vasoconstriction; G protein-coupled receptor signaling pathway
Cellular component (GO): membrane
Molecular function (GO): angiotensin type II receptor activity
Source: RefSeq, a predicted model, not a curated record